AUGCAUUAUUCGGCAUAUUUUAUCAGUCGGAUCGAUCUCGAUGAUUACACUGAACAUACAUUAAAACAAACGGUCGAUAAUGUCGUACCAGGAAGCAAGAUAAAAGGAUUGAAGGUGAAACUAAUCUUUCCCGACGAAGGUCUCAUUGUUGAUAAUAUAAUUGACCCAAAUCAAUCGUGGAUGUACAAAGCAUCGGAAUUAUUAUAUUUUUGGCGGGAUCCAUACUAUUCAAAUAUCAUCGUCGGUGUCACGUCGAAUCGUCUACGUCCGACAGCAACUGGGCCUUAUUCAGCAUCGAUAUUUCGUUUACGUGGCGAUGGUCUAGUACAGUUAUUUUUUCAACGAGCUCAGCAAUUCUUUGGUCAGCAUGUACCGCCAGCAGGUUCAUCAACGAAUAAUUCAAAAGUUUUAAUUGAAAAAUCAACAACAGUUGAUAAUUUACCACCCGAUAAUCAGAAGAAGAAAUCGAAACAUCAUUCAAUGACAAACAAACCAUCUACAUCCAAAUCUGCACGUUCACUUCAAACGACUCCUGUUCGUCAAGGUGCACGAACUGAGUUUGACCCUGCUCGAACAAAAACUAAAACAAGAAACUCGAUCUUUAAUUUGUACGAUAACAAUCGAACUGGCAAUGAAUCAACUCUCUUGCAUGAUUCACGUUCGAAAAGUUCUAAACGACGAAGUACUGAUUUGGAUAAUGAUGAUAAGGUUACUUCGAUCAGUGUUCAUCUCUCAGGUGAACAUGUCGCUGAGCUUAUGCGUGAAUUAAAAGAAUUACGCAAUGAAAUUGCUUCAUUGAAAUUAGAAGCACGAUUUACACCUGUACGUUCGACGAGUACAAGUCCAAUGACUUUAUAUCCUGAAAAUGCACUCAAUUCCAACAAUAGUUUGUCAACAUCUAUGCCUACUCUAGCACCGCAACCAGGUAAUGAGGGAGAGAAAUCGUCUGGCCAAAAUUCAGGUAACCAGCGGUCGCAACCAAAUGAUGUUUCAUUAACAAGUAAACGAAAAAAUGAACAAUCAAAUACGAUUGUCAAUAAACGGCCAUCCUCAAGUAGUUCAAAUAAUAAUGAAUCUGAUAAAGAAGAACCAGCUUUGGUCAACUUUUCUGACACGAACACUUCCCUCGAAGUACUGAAUUCUUCGAAUAAUCGUGAUGAUAAUUCAUCAACGACAUUUCCAUUACGACCGCGUCCUAUCAAAUCUUAUCCACAUAGUUUUUCACAUUUAACCAGUUCAACAUAUAAUCUUUUAUCAAGCACUAAUUCAUCGAAAUCAACUCCGAAUGAUGAUGAUUCAACAUCCAUUACUAUACCAAUCUCAAAAUCAUUAUCAGUCAAACAAACAGAAAUCGUCAGCUUUCGUACGGCAAUAGAAAAUACGGUUGCAUCUCCCGAUCAUACAUAUGAAAAUUUGCCAAUGCCAUCACCUAACGAACCCACGAAACUUCUUCCUGACGCACGAUCUCAAAAUGAAACCGACCAACAACAAAAUAAACAGGAGAUCUAUGUCAAUGCAGUUGUUGAACGUGAUGUCGAUAAUCAACCAACGCCUGAUGUGCAGAAAGGAGUAACAUUGAUCAACACACAUGAACCAACAUUACUCAGCUAUUCACCCUCAUCUCUAAUAAGAGAUACUCUGCCAGUACAAACAACAGAACUACCAUCGAAUAUGUCGCCACGUCCUCAACCACCACUUUUUGCUAAUCGUCUUACAAAUCCGGCGUUCUCUGUCGAUCGACAACUCUUAGCUAAUACCAUUGCAAAUCAAUUUGAUCUUCAUCUCAAUUCACCUUACUUACAAAAACUCAUCGAAAAUCAACAUCUAUUCGUUUCGCAAAAGCGAACAUAUGCGAACAUGAUCUGGCAAAUGACACCCGACGAAGAAAAUGCCAUAUGCACAACACCAGCAAAAACGAUUCCGAAUGUUGUCGACUCCAAUCGACUCGAUCCUAACAAUUCAACAGCCAAAUCAAUCUUAAAGCAACAUAAACAACGAACAAUGCAAAAGAAACAACGCAUUACUUGGGAUAAUAAACUAGAGUAG
Molecule: messenger RNA, 2046 nt
Organism: Adineta ricciae
Lineage: Eukaryota; Metazoa; Rotifera; Eurotatoria; Adinetida; Adinetidae
Source: the annotation of a GenBank genome assembly